UAAAACGCGAGAAAGUGCCGUAUUGCGGCGUAAGUGAAGACAAGCUACAGGGAUUCGGACAUUUGUAAUGCGCUUCAUUAGAAGCGGUUAUGCGAGUCGGUCGCUGGUGUCGGAUAUGUAAGUUAUGCUUUUAAAAUAUCGUAUUCUCGAUGUGCGGCGGUAAUAUGUAAAAAAUGGUAGCUCAAACCGAUUACAAAUAACGCUCCGGCCGAAAGCUUUUUCCAAUUUUCGUCAUCGUCGUCGUCGUCGUCGUCGUCAUCGUGGUGUCUGUUUUUUUGGUUGGUUCUCUUUUCCUUUUUGCUCCUCGGUGUGUUAUGAUGGAAAAAAAUUCGGGACUGGUGUUGGUAGCCCUGUGCGCGCUUUUCUCGUCGUCGGAUGUUGGAGGCUUCCUUAAAAGUUGAGUCAUCGUGUUGUGCUGUUUAUCGUAGUCGUCACUCACACCUACGUAACUGUUCGUCGCUGUUUUCUCACAUUAUAAUAUACUUAAUAUCUCUCGAUGAUGCGGUCCAGAUAACUAAAAAACAACUUUUCCAACUAUACAGUUGCUGCCUUUCUGUGAUAUGUAUAAUCUUCUGCUGCAGCCGAACAGCAAAAAUGGUCGUCAGUAUGGCAACUAUAGACGAUCACGAAAGAAAAGUAUGCAGUGAAUUUGCUCAGCUGUUGGAACAGUCCAAAACGCUGUUCAACGGUCUCAGGGAUCUGCCUCAGUGUGGUCAAAAAAUAUGGCAAGGAUAUUUUGGAAGAACUUUUGACGUGUAUACCAAACUAUGGAAAUAUCAACAACAACACAGACAUAUUCUUGACAGAAGGUACGGUUUGAAACGCUGGCAGAUCGGUGAAAUUGCUUCCAAAAUAGGUCAAUUGUACUACCAUUAUUAUUUAAGAACUAGUGAUAUAAACAAUUUAUGGGAAGCCUAUUCAUUUUAUUCAGCGAUACGUAGUCGUCAGUAUUAUUCGAGGGCUUCGCAAGAAGAUAGAUCCGAAUUGAUGGUAAAAAAACUAAGAUAUUAUGCCAGGUUUAUAGUCGUAUGUUUAUUAAUGAGGAAAAUGAAGGUGGUCGACGAUUUGCUACACGAAUUAGAUAUGCACAUCGUUGAUUACACCAGCACGUACGAACCAGACGACCAAAUGGAAUGGUCAGUGGUUUUACAAGAAAUAAAGUCAUUUGUUGCCGCAGAUACAGUAGUAAAUAUUUUACACGCUGAUCAAAAUACCAUAGUUCUCUCGCACAGGUUAACCCCGCAUACAACACCUCCCGUAGAGAGAUCCAGCGCGAUGACGCUCACAUUACAAGAAAUUAUAUUGAUAGGCAACGUAAAUGAUCAAGUAAAAUAUAGCGAAAUGACAAUAGAUAUGUUUCGUAUGAUACAAACUCUAGAAAGAGAAAAAAGACACGAAGACUUCAAUCACACUUCAGAUCCACCAUCAAGAGCUUCUUUCGAAAAAAGUUUUUCGUUUUCAAGUACAAGAGGAUACUACUCCGGUAUUACACCCCCAUACACCGAAAAUUUCGACAGAGGAAAACGAGAAAAUCCGCAUAAAUAUGUAUUAUAUAAACCAAGCAUCACGCAAAUAAUGAUGUUUUUAGCAACAGGGUUUAAAGAGUUACCAGCAAACGGCGUACUUUUAAUGUAUAUUUCCGCCGAUGGAUGUUUUCCUUUAUCGAAGAAUACCGAUAAUUCGAGUUAUGAUAUGGGUGGCGUAAUAACCAGUUGCAGAAAAGAAAUAGAAAUAUAUAACAAAGGGUUGAUGCAUGUGAAGGAAAUACACUGUUUGUACCCCGGAGACUUGCAUCCGUUCACGCGAAAGCCUCUGUUUUUGAUCGUCGAUUCGGAUAAUAGUUUCGCCUUUCAACACAUUCAUCAAUACUUUGGUCAUCCCUUUGUCGUGCUAAUGUCUCCACAGGACGUACCAGAUCCUUUUCAAGGUUACCACCGUAAUGGAAAUUUAUUUACGUUAUUUUUACACAGUCCAUUAACCGCCGUGUGCCUUAUAUGUAACAUUAACUCUCUUCCAAUACAACACUGGGAGCGAUGUCAGUCUGUUGUGGAUAGAUUUAUCUCUGAAGCGAGUGCAUUAUUCACACGAAGUGCGGUCGAUCCGGCUUAUCUUCAAUUUUUUGGAGAUGAUUUUUUAAGACUUAUUAUAUUAAGGUACAUUUUCUGUUACAUCGUGUUGCGAAAUCACGAAAUUUUCAAAUCGCCAGAUUUCCGGCCAAAAUGUCAUCCGGCACUUCCAGAAAGUGAACUAUUAGAUCACCCGGUAUUACAGCAUUUAGUCUACGACUUGGCCUCACAUCUCGAUGUUAGAAACCAAUUCGUUAAUACUAAUCCUCAACCGCAUUCAACGGAGUAACUGAGUGGACCAGUAAUUUGUUGCAGUAUUACUAUUUAUUUUAAUUUACCUACGUUAAGCUAUCCCCCGGAUUUCUUUAUCAUUAAAAAAGUUUAAUUAUAAUUAAUAUUAUUCGAUUUUGUUUUUCGAAAUAACUCAAAUAUACUAUACUAUCUUAUGCUAUGAAAUUCGCGUCAAAAAAAAAAACCAAACAACUCAACCAAUAAGGAACUGUUAAAAACAAAUAUGUAUGACGCCUUUCGAACAUUUUCUUUGUUUAAAAAUUUGAGUGAUGACAUCCGAAAUAAAAUAAGUCAAAUUACCCAUCAAUAAUGAUAAAUUUUUCGAUUAUCUGUGUCUUACUCAUCGCUUGGGCAAAUUUUUCAUUUGUAUUAUAUUCCUGUGAUCAGUUACUAAAUAUUUUUAUAGAGCUCAAAAUAUUGAUUUACAUUAUUUUUCAUGCAGUUCUCUCUCUUUCUAUCUUUAUCUUCUGCAACAUUUUCAUUUCACGACAAUAUAUUUCAUUAGGCUUUUUGUUCCCAUUAACAAAUGGCAAAGCACUAACAUUUCUCAAUUUAUUUCAAUUGAAAACAAUUUCCAUCACUGCUGAAAAUCAAACGAUAAUAAAUUAACUAAAAUAUUCUUUUUUUUUGAAUUUUUUUCCUCAACAGCUUUUAGAAUUCGAUUUUUUCUUCUUAUUGUAAUAAUUAUAUAGUAAUCGAUGUUAUCAGUGUACUUGGGAAAACGUUUUAAAAAAUCAAAAACUUGAUCAGUUUUACUUUUUAACCAGCUCCCUUCGAUUGUUUCUUCGUACAUACGUAUUAUAUACCUACCUACAUUUUACAUAAUGUAACAGAUAUAAAUAUUUCAUUGAGAUUAUUUUAAUAUUUUUAAACAACACUUACUCACUUUUAUUCAUUUACAAAUUUUUGUAAUUUUCAAUCGCUUCUCUACGUCUAUGAGUUAAAACCAAAUUUUAGAAAGCACAGCGUUCAUUUACUUAGUUGGUGUAUUUUUCAAUAACUACUCUUUGGUAAUUUCUCACACUAUAAUCGAUGUUUUUAUAAAAUAUUUAAUCAUUAUACAUAGAAGCAUCACGAUCUACAUGUUUACCUACUAUAUAAACUUUCUUUUUUCUUUUUAUUUGAUUCUUCAAAUUCGAUGUUACUGAUCAAUUUUUAUUUCAUUCAUUUUUUAAAAUUUUAUUCCAUCCGUUAAAUUUUGUGUAUUGAGUUUCCCUUUAUUUUUUAUUCAUAAAUCGACUAAUUUCAAAGAUAUUUUGAAUUAUUAAUUGUUAUAAAUCUGACAUAACGUGAGAUGCAAUCGUUUAGCAGCUAAUUAAUGUACUAGAACAUGCUAAAUAAAUAUGUAAAUAGGUAUACAUAGAAUAUACACAUAGGUACACAUUUCCAUUGCAGUUGUUACAUAAAACACGAGCUAAUCACUCACACACAUUGGUACUUUUUAAUUGAGAAUUUACCUUUGUUCAUAUAGAAGAAUACAUUCAAUGCUGAAUUACAAAAAAAAAAAAGUCAUAAUUACACAUAGCCCGCCGCUAAUUAGCUAAAUUCUAUUUCUAAUAGAGCAGGAUGAAGGCAUAUUAUUUUAGUAAUUUAGUGUAAUAUGUGCUAAUAUUGGAAUACGUAUUGUAAUAAUUAAUUAUUUUCUUCCUUUAAAAUAUCAGAAUAUAGUAUUAGUAGCCUAAUUCACAAACUAUUGUAAUUAACGUAUAUUUUAAUGUUUCUUUUGUGUUAUCAAGGAAAUCAGAAAGUACAAAGAUGGAACUGCCGAAACCAAAAAAAAAAAAAAAAAAUUAUACAAUGAAUAGAAAUCAUAUCACCAAAAAUUAAUGUGAUUAAGGUGAACAAGCGAGAUGUUUCUUUUUCUUUAAAUUUAGUACUUAUUUGUUUUUCUUUUCCUUUUUUUUUGUUUUUAAUUUUUUUUUUCUUUAAAAAUAAUGAAUAAAACAAGAAUAUGCUAUGGUACAGUAAUUUAUUGCGUACAGUUCCAUUUUCACUUUACUUCCUUAUCAUGUAAAUAUUUGUCAACUUAGAAUCGUUCACCGUUAACCUUUUACAUUUUUCAUUUCAUUUUAUUCCAUUUUUUCAUGUAUAUAAAAAUUCUAUAUAAUUUCGAAUUAUAUAUUGAACACAAAAUGUAAUUUUUUCAACGUGUUAAGUGUACAUAUUUACGGAAAUACUUUAAGUAAAAUAUUUUAUAUCUACUGCCAGUAGUCAUUCAGACAAUACGUGCAAAUAUAAGAUAAAAAAUCAA
Molecule: messenger RNA, 4608 nt
Organism: Planococcus citri (citrus mealybug)
Lineage: Eukaryota; Metazoa; Arthropoda; Insecta; Hemiptera; Pseudococcidae
Product: protein SCAI
Exons: 15
Coding region: 376-2355 (659 amino acids)
Biological process (GO): DNA-templated transcription
Cellular component (GO): nucleus
Molecular function (GO): transcription corepressor activity
Source: RefSeq, a predicted model, not a curated record